This is a messenger RNA of Hyla sarda, 1922 nucleotides long. RefSeq names its product CD209 antigen-like protein E. The record is from RefSeq and is a predicted model, not a curated record. The transcript is spliced from 11 exons. NCBI's taxonomy places the organism in Eukaryota, Metazoa, Chordata, Amphibia, Anura, Hylidae. Bases 782 to 1702 code for a protein of 306 amino acids.
AAGAAGACAGACGUGGGAGAAGGUUACGCUCAUUUUCUGUCUACUGGUGAUGGAACCCGGCAUCCCUGGGGACCUCUUCUUCCUUGUUGGGUGUGAUCGGCAAUGCUCUGUUAGUCUUUCUAAGGAAGAGAAAGUGAAGAGAGGAACCAGAUUUUAUCAUCAGCUCUUCUGUAGAUGUUCUUAUCCAGCAUGUACAUCAAUGACUCUCGAAGGACCACACUUGGACCCUAACCAGAGAGUCCAUCUGUCCAGCAUUGUUUUAGUCUCUCGGACCUUAUAAGCACAGAGCUGGAUUGUUGGGGGUACCUAUGUGGAGUAGAUAACAGCAUAGACAGUGGACUGCGGAAAAGGACUGGUGAUCUAUAAAAAGGCUGAUGUGUAUUUAGUGCACACAGUGGAUACAAGAUGCAGAACGUUUAUGGGAAGGCAGUCAAUAUGGGUGAGUACUGGUGAUCUAUAAAAAGGUUGACGUGUACUUAGUGCACACAGUGGAUACAAGAUGCAGAACGUUUAUGAGAAGGCAGUCAAUAUGGGUGAGUACUUGUGAUCUAUAAAAAGGUUGACGUGUACUUAGUGCACACAGUGGAUACAAGAUGCAGAACGUUUAUGAGAAGGCAGUCAAUAUGGGUGAGUACUGGUGAUCUAUAAAAAGGUUGACGUGUACUUAGUGCACACAGUGGAUACAAGAUGCAGAACGUUUAUGGGAAGGCAGUCAAUAUGGGUGAGUACUGGUGAUCUAUAAAAAUGCUGACGUGUACUUAGUGCACACAGUGGAUACAAGAUGCAGAACGUUUAUGAGAAGGCAGUCAAUAUGGCUUGUAGACUCUCUGAUGAUGAGGCUGAUGACUAUGAGAACGUCGACAACAGGAAGAUGCCUGCUCUACCGGAACGAAUGAAGAAGGAGAAAAAAAACACAGGCAAAAAGGACCUGCAGCUAAAACGACCAAGAACAGUUCCAUCAUUUCAGCCACCACCUAUAGGUCUUGACUUCUCUUCGGUAGCCGUAAAUGCUGCAUUCAGAGACCAGACAGUGGAGCAAACAUCUGAGAAGAAGAGCAAAUGGGACUGGAAGAAGAUGGUCCUGAUAUUCUGCUUGGUUCUCAUGUUUCUCUUCUGGAUCCUUCUGGCCAGCAUCAUGUUUAGCUAUUACUCCAGAAUCUCCUAUCAACUGAUUGAGCUGAAGACAAAUGGGUCCCAAAUCCAGUACCUAUCCAAGAAAGAAAGAGAAACUUGGAAGGAAGAGUUUUUGAAAGUCAACCAAACGCUGGUGAAUGAAAUAGCUGCCUUAAAAUCAGACGUACAAUCCAUUAAAAAAUUCUUGGGUCUCUGUAUGUCCUGUCCGGCUGGGUGGACCCUGGUAGAUUCAAGUUGCUAUUUUUUCUCAACGUCUCACGAGACUUGGGAGAAUUCAAAGACAGAAUGCAGCAACAUGGCUUCCUCUCUUCUCGUCCUGAACAGUCAGAAGGAUCUGGAUGCAAUUCUCCCAUUAAUCGGAAACAAGAGAUUCUGGAUCGGGCUGAGGAAGUACAAUAGAGAUACUUGGCUUUGGGUGGAUGGAACAAUCCCAAAGUUCACUAACUGGUUUCGUGGUGAACCGAAUAAUGUAGCUCAACGUGAGCACUGCACCGAGAUGAUCUCCGGAGGGUGGAAUGACUUGGAUUGUAGCAACAAAAUAGAUUACAUCUGCAAAACUUCCUGCUGAUCCUGGUGGACAUAAAAGACAGUAGUCCCCAUAGGCCAUGGUAGUGCCAAGUUUUGCCAAAUUAUUGAGCACCAUUCUUUAGGAAAAUUAAAAAGAUUCUAACAUAUUACUUACUAAGCAGUGCCAUACCGACCAUAGGAAUAUAAUUGCUAUAGGACUUUUCAUGGGACAAAACUGCUAAAAGGGGUACUCUUUCCCUAGACAUCUUAUCCCCCAUCCC